Molecule: messenger RNA, 673 nt
Organism: Helicoverpa armigera (cotton bollworm)
Lineage: Eukaryota; Metazoa; Arthropoda; Insecta; Lepidoptera; Noctuidae
Product: acanthoscurrin-2
Exons: 4
Coding region: 122-607 (161 amino acids)
Source: RefSeq, a predicted model, not a curated record
GUCAGGCCGGGUCAUUAAGACGUCGUUAAUUACUAAUUGAUUUUUGAUAUUCUACAGGUAUAUAAGAUAGGUGUGGUGUAGUUUUGAGCAUUGUGUUAGCAGCUUCGAAACAACAGCAACUAUGAAGUGCAUGAUUGUCGCAGCUUUGGCCCUGGUGGCUGCCGUGCAAGCCAAGCCUUACGGCUUAGGUGGUCUCGGUCUUGGAGCUGGCAUCCGGGGAGGCCUCGGCGGUCUUGGUGCAGGCAUUGGUGGAGGUCUUGGCCUCGGCGGUCUCGGAGCUGGUAUCGGGAGCGGCAUUGGUCUAGGAGGUAUCGGAGGUGGAGAAUACGGUGGUGGUGGCAGCUACGGCCAGGGUGGCUAUGCUGGAGGAGAGUCAGGGUACGGAGACGCUGGCUACGGAGGUGGUGCCAUGAGCGCUGGCCAUGACAUCGGUCACCAGGAGAGCGACUUCAGCCAGGAGGUCCACCACCACCAGUCUUCCGGCCACGACAUCGGAGGCGUCAACCAGAUGGGUCACCAUGGUCACAACAUGUACGGCCACCAGGGCUACGGAACUGGUCAGCAAGGUUUCGGCAACCAAUACCACCAUGGUUCCGAGUUCAUAUAAACUCAUAACUAGGAUGUUCAUUUCGACUCCAAAUUAAAAGUUAUUUUAAUAAAUGAUUAUGCAUUA